UGCCCCUUGGCUCCACACAGACAGCUGUCCCUCAGGGACAACCUGCCCUGGCUGGACUCUGUACACCGUCUCUACCUGGUGAGCGAGGUGUACUGCAGCUCAGAUGCCAAACUGCGUGUGCUGGGGAUGGAGAGGAGGACAGAGCUGAGGCUGGGGCCCAACACCCCUCUGGCCUUCUCCUGCCUCAGGCUCUCUGUCUCUCCCUCGGGCCUGGUGGAGGUGUGUGACGGCUGGGAGGGCAGCUACCUACACCCCAAGGCCAGGUGGGCCAAGUUCGACUCACCGGACUAUGCGUCUCUGGUAGCAGGUAGACCGGUGUCUGAGCCCAAGAUGAUGGGCCUGCUCUCCCAGUUUGCGUUCAACUUCUCCCACCCCUCCAUAAUCUCCCUGCCCAGCUCGGCCCUCCACCUGCCGGGCCCGUCCCCCAGCAAGGAGCAACACCAGCACCACAAGGUGACAGACUACCAGGAGGCGCAGGAGAUCUCCAGCGAGGCCCUACUGCCCCUGGAGGAGGAAGAGGAGGAGGGAAGCUGAGGGAGAGGGAGGAA
Salmo salar (Atlantic salmon) is the source of this 548-nucleotide messenger RNA. Lineage: Eukaryota; Metazoa; Chordata; Actinopteri; Salmoniformes; Salmonidae. The record is from RefSeq and is a predicted model, not a curated record.